AUGGAUGAUAUUAUCUUCGGGGCCAUCAAUGAAGCAAUGUGCAAGGAAUUUGCGGAGAUGAUUGGAAAUGAGUUCGAAAUGAGCUUGAUGGGUGAAUUGAACUUCUUUUUGGGGCUGCAAAUCAAGCAAACACCUACUAGAACCAUGAUACAUCAACAAAAAUAUAUCAAAGAGUUACUAAGGAAGUUCAACAUGGACUCCUCUAAGUCUAUUGAUACCCCCAUUGCCAUUGCAACAAAGCUGGACCUUGAUGAAGAAGGGAAAAAUGUGGAACAUAAGCUAUAUAAAGGAAUGAUUGGGUCACUGUUGUGCCUCACAGCAAGCAGGUCUAAUAUAGUGUUUAGUGUGGGAUUAUGUGUAAGAUUUCAGGCAAAUCCCAAGGAAUCUCACCUGAAGGCUGUCAAAAGAAUACUAAGAUAUCUCAAAGGGACCCCUGACCUCUGUCUAUGGUAUCCCAGAUGGUACAACUUUGAACUAGUUGGCUAUGCUGAUGCUGACUAUGCAGGUUUUCAUGUUGACAGGAAAAACACUUCAGGAAUAGCUCAUUUUCUAGGUUCUGGUCUGGUGUCUUGGGGAACCAAGAAGCAAAACUCAGUGGUCCUUAUCUACAGCCGAGGCUAA
Molecule: messenger RNA, 621 nt
Organism: Nicotiana tabacum (common tobacco)
Lineage: Eukaryota; Viridiplantae; Streptophyta; Magnoliopsida; Solanales; Solanaceae
Product: secreted RxLR effector protein 161-like
Source: RefSeq, a predicted model, not a curated record